UCCCUAAAGUCUAAUCUCAGAAGCCUAAAAAUGUGUAGAUCGACGGAUUUUCACAAUUCGUAUUCUAUCCAGGAAAAUCUCUUGGAGAUCAAAGCCUUCUUCGUUCGGUUCUCCGGGCUGGAUACUUGUCACGGGACGUUACCAGAAUCGCUGACGCUCCUUUACCUUCCACGUAUCAACGAAACGGCGCUUGAAGUUUCCGGAUCGAAGAUCAGACCAGAUUCGUCUGCGUUCGUGACGCUCCAUCGAGUCGUGAAAGCGAGGACUGGAAAUGGAGAGGCAAUAUACGGGAGUAGAGAGCGGGUUCGGGCCGGGGAUGGAGUCCGGUUUGAGGUGUACUCAAUGGAGGAGAAGGUUUUGAAAGGAAUUUUCAGGAAGGAGGAGGGGGGAAAGUGGAAAUUAGAGUGCAAGUGCGCGCUCGAGACGGGAGACGGUAAUAUGGCCGGUGCUAACGUGGCGGUGGCGGAAGUUUGCGUAGCCGUGGAGGGGCACGUGGCGAUGGGAGAGAGGGUGGAGAUGGUGGUGAGGAGGAGGAGGAAAAACAGGAGGAUGGGAUUUGACGAGCUGGAGGAGAUCCCAGAGGAGAGGGAGGCGGACACGGAAUUCGACGGUUUGUGUUGCAGCCGAUGUGGAGAGUCAGAGGGUGGCGGAGAUAUGAUUGAAGGAGGGCGUGACUGUGAUGGAAAUUGUGCGGACACGGAGAUGGAUUUGGAGGGAGUGAGUUGGGCCGUUGAUUUGGGCCUAUGGGUAAUGUGUUUGGGGGUGGGCUACUUGGUUUCAAAAGUUUCUGCAAGGAGUUUGAGACGUUUGAGAUUACUUUGAUGAAAACACGUUGGAGAUAAUUCAUUUUUCUUUUCUCUUGUGGCUAAAUCUUUGUUUAUAUUGGCCAAUUUUGGAAAUUUAUUUAUCAAAUAUUAAUUGACAAAAACUUUCUA
This is a messenger RNA of Rubroshorea leprosula, 935 nucleotides long. The record is from the annotation of a GenBank genome assembly. NCBI's taxonomy places the organism in Eukaryota, Viridiplantae, Streptophyta, Magnoliopsida, Malvales, Dipterocarpaceae.